GGCCUCAGCUGUUUGGUGCCCAUUCUCCUCCACGAUACUUGCCAUCCUUCAAUCCUGCUCUUUUCUUCCUCCAUUUCUAACGAGACUAUUUCUUUUGCUUUAUUCUUCUUCCUCUUGACAGAUAAUCCAAAAUGUCGCGGAGAUACGAUUCCAGAACCACCAUCUUCUCCCCUGAAGGACGACUCUAUCAGGUCGAAUAUGCGCUGGAAGCUAUUUCCCACGCCGGUACCGCACUAGGAAUUCUUGCCAACGAUGGCAUCGUCCUUGCUGCCGAGAAGAAGGUGACCAGCAAGCUGUUGGAGCAGGAUACAUCGGCAGAGAAGCUCUACGUUUUGAACGAUAACAUGAUCUGUGCCGUUGCCGGUAUGACUGCAGACGCCAACAUCCUUAUCAACUACGCUCGCCAGGCCGCCCAGCGCUACCUCCUCACCUACAACGAAGAAAUCCCCUGCGAACAGCUCGUCCGUCGCAUGUGUGAUCUCAAGCAAGGUUAUACUCAACACGGUGGUCUCCGUCCGUUCGGUGUGUCGUUCAUCUACGCCGGAUACGACCACCAGCAACAGUUCCAGCUAUACCAGAGCAACCCCAGUGGUAACUACGGUGGAUGGAAAGCUACGAGUGUGGGAGCCAACAACGCAAGUGCGCAGAGUCUUCUGAAGCAGGACUAUAAGGAGGGCUGUGAUCUGAAGGAGGCUUGUGCUAUGGCUGUUAAGGUUCUGAGCAAGACUAUGGACUCGAGCAAACUGAGCAGCGAGAAGAUCGAAUUCGCAACAGUUGGAAAGACCAAGGAUGGGAAGAUCUUCCACCAUCUGUGGAACGCAGACGAGAUCAACGGUCUCCUAAGGGAGCACGGGCUGGCUAAGGUUGAUGACGAGCCCGAGGCUGGUGAAAUAAAAUAAAGUGAACGCUUGUCCUCUUUCCGUCGGCU
This is a messenger RNA of Aspergillus glaucus CBS 516.65, 928 nucleotides long. It is a transcript of the gene pre9, whose product is annotated as proteasome core particle subunit alpha 3. NCBI's taxonomy places the organism in Eukaryota, Fungi, Ascomycota, Eurotiomycetes, Eurotiales, Aspergillaceae. Bases 132 to 899 code for a protein of 255 amino acids. Gene Ontology annotation, biological process: ubiquitin-dependent protein catabolic process. The transcript has 4 exons. The record is from RefSeq and is a predicted model, not a curated record. Gene Ontology annotation, cellular component: cytosol; nucleus; proteasome core complex.